Schistosoma intercalatum is the source of this 3364-nucleotide messenger RNA. NCBI's taxonomy places the organism in Eukaryota, Metazoa, Platyhelminthes, Trematoda, Strigeidida, Schistosomatidae. The record is from the annotation of a GenBank genome assembly.
AUGGACAUUAGAAGGAGGACAACCUAUUUGUCUCGAGGUGCUGAUGGCCGUCCGUCGCACAACUACAGUUCGUUUUUUCAAUCUGCACAGAAAAAAUAUUGCAAUGCAGAUCCUGAAAGUGGUAUUCGUCUCGUUGGACCAAUGUUUGAACUAACUGCUUGUGUAGAGCUUAAAGGAGAUGAGGAAGAUUUUGAAACGAUGUAUCCGGAUACAUCACUUUCAUUUGGCCCAACUAUUUGUUCAUUUGGCCUGAAGUAUAACGAUCAUAAUUACGCCCUUCCUUCAGGAUUAACUCCUCCCUCAAUGGCACCCCAUUUAAUGGAUCUUCAAGUGCCGAAAAAUAAAUUUUCAGAUACAAAGCUGAACAAUCUCUGCUCGAAAAAUUUGUUUGCCCAAAAGUCAGGCUGUAAAUUAGGGGCUGAAGAUAAUGGGCAAAAACAUAAUAUUGAUAAGCGUUUCGAUAGGCAAAGUUCACUUACUUUUAAACGCUCCACACUCGAAGGGAAUGGUAUGUACAGCAGUGAUGGUAAAAAGCACUCUAGUGGGCUAUGGUAUUCUAAAUCCAUAGAUCUCGACGACAAAUCGUUGGCGGAUAGUGAUUCGAAGGAUCAGUAUAUACCUUCACGAUUUGGCUCACAAAUUUCCAAUUAUGAACAAAUGGAGUUACGGUGUGAACCUGAGUUGAAGGUCAUUGAAGUGCCCGAAGAACUUGCUGUUUCACCUUCUCAGUUAAGUGAUUUGGAUAGUGACACAUCAGAAGUGGAUUAUAUUGCAAAGAUCGUUAUUCCUUCUUCCGAUGGCUCAUAUAUUCAGCCGGCUGUUGAUAACGCUUGGGUCGGUAAUAAUGUAUGGGCUGAUGUCCGCUGUGUAUGUGGUCACUCUCAACCUAAAUCCGGACUUAUACGAUGUCCCAAAUGCAGUACUUGUCAACAUGUACAGUGUAUGGAGUCAUAUUACAAUGUUACUAUGCCUCGAUUGAGUGAUGGAUAUACCUGCAAUGUAUGUGGAAAUGAAAAUACUGAAUUUCAAGGUACAUCUAACCAAUCAUCGGACACAACAACAAAUGCCAAUGCAAACAAGGAUUGUGUUGCUCUAAAUGAUGAUACUACGAAUUUUAUUGAUGCUGCUAAUAAUUCGUCAAUAAAAUUGACUCAAUCUUCUGAUGGGAACAUUGGAGCUCAGUAUGUAGAAGUUGCUGCUGAUAGAGCGAAAAGAUUGGGUCUUUUGUCGAAUAACUGCAAACUGGAUGCUGAUGGUUCUACGUUUUCUGGGUCUUGGUCUGGUCACUCUGUUGUAAAAGAACAUGAUACUACUGGACGUUCUGGUUGGUCAUCUGUGAAUUGGGAAAAAUUGAACGAAAUUUCUCGUUCUGGUCGCAGGCAUCAUGGUGAUACAGAUGUCAAUUUGAGAAUGCCAUCUCCUCCAAGAGCAUCCAAGCGGAAGCAAGACCUAACUUCUACAUCGUAUAAUGACACAGAAGUUGCCGCAGCCGAUUCGUCUUCUGAACAAAAUUCCAACACUACCGUUAUUUUACCAAAUAGUGGUGAUGAGUCAUCUUCUGUAGAUGUAACACCUUCGAGCACACCGUCAAAUACUCCAAUGAAACCAGGGACUUUACCACUCACUCCUGUCACUCCCACAAGUACACCUGGUGGCACGCUUACACCUGGUUCUGGAUACAGUAGUUCUUCAGGUGUAGAAGGCAGUCCGCGUCGUCACAGACUAGGUAUUGAUCGUUCAACUCAUAAAGUCAGGAGAGUUCUGUUUUCCGAUGGCUCCAAUUCAACGAAGCGUCGUUUUGACGCUCGAACUAAUCCUCUUGGUGCAGCUUGGGCUAAGGACUAUCAGGAAGCUGAAAAUAAUGUUUAUACGAAAGCUCUGCUCGAACGUAUACAGAGUAGAAUAUCUGCUAGCGUCGAGCGAAAUCAUAAAAUCCCCCCGGCAUGCUUAACUCGGAGUUCGCUUUGUCGAGUUGUCCUUUUUGAUCAUAAUGAUAAGGGCUUAGAAGCAUCAAUCAGAUUAGCACCGAAUGAAGUUGUGACUGAAGUUCGAGGUCAUUUCUUACUGAUGGAAGAAUAUGAACACUAUGUAGAUCCUGUUUCCGACUAUAAUCGUUACGUUAUGUUUUAUCGUGGGUUUGGCGAUCGGACGGUUGUCAUUGACUCUAGUCAAUAUGGAAAUAGUGCACGAUUUGUUCGACGUUCAUGUAUUCCAAAUUGUAGACUCGAGCAUUACGUUGUUCAAAAUAAACUUAAAAUUGUAAUUCGUACGUCUGUUGAAGUAAUGCCCGGGACUGAGUUAACCAUACCUUUUGAUUUGGACUACCGGGCGUGUCGUUAUCCUUUGGAUUGUGCUUGUGCAAGAUCUCGUUGUCCCGUUCUAAAGUGGCGACGAAAAUUGCUUCGAAAUAAAGUGGUGCCCAACUUGGAUUAUAGUAAAUAUAUUGAAUCACAGCUCAGAGUACUUUCCAAACCUUUAUCUCAAGAAAGUCCGACAAAUAGAUCUUUUGAUUCCAGUAGUUUAACAGGAUCUCCAUUAGUAAAAACAUCUGCCACUUCAAACAGUACUAUGAAUCAACCUAUCGGUUUAUCACCUAAUGUUAAUUACAAUCUGUAUAAUAUAAAAUCAUCACCUGGUACUUUUCGUAGAGAGGUUGAGCUACCUAUCCAUGACUGUGAUUCUUUGAUUGCUGAAAAAACAAAUCACAGUGAUUUAGAUUUAAAUACAACUGAACAUUUAGACAGUUCUGUUUCCUUGAACUGUGCAUCGUCUUCUACGAUUAUAAAUCAAAAGGAAAGUAGUGAACAGGUUAAUUCAGAUCUUAUCAAUUCCGAGAAUAAGAAUGUUACCGAAUCUGAUUUCGUAACUGACGAAAAUCAAAUUCCUAAAAGUUCUCAACCUGUAGAUAUAUCAGCUGAAAGCAAUUCAAGAACAUCUUCAACGAAGAUUAAAGAUUCUUCAUUUCGGAAAAAUCAAAAUACGAGUGAAGAAAAACUGCCUUUUGAACCUAUCAUUACUACAAGAAGACAGGCUGCAGCUUUGAAAAAUAUCUUAAGAUAGUGGAUGUUCGAAGCUUUCACCACUAGCAAGGUAAUUUACUUUUCUAACUUGAAAACAUUUCCACUUUUUUUAAAACAUACUACUGUUCUGGUAGAGUUAUUGGGUCAUGAUAAUAAUGACGUAAAACUUAUUUCAGUUAGCCAGAUAAAUUUUUGUUUUGCUAAUAUUUUGAUUUCUUUUCUUUGUAUAUUGUUAUUCAACAAUUUUUAUGUCUUUUUUUUCUUUGUCCAUAUUUAGUUUAGUGUAAACUAACUUAUGUUUUCUUUCUGUUUGCGUAAUUGGAUUAUUUCCUUUCCUGUUCCCC